Molecule: messenger RNA, 624 nt
Organism: Acanthosepion pharaonis
Lineage: Eukaryota; Metazoa; Mollusca; Cephalopoda; Sepiida; Sepiidae
Source: the annotation of a GenBank genome assembly
AUGAUAAUUAAUUUGCUUUUCACAACCUUCAAAACGCCUCCCCCUUUCGUGUAUUCAUCUUCUUUUCAGAAAAAACACCCAAAAUGUAUUUAUCUAUCGAAAAGAAAGAAUUUUAUUCAAUUUUUCUUUACUUUUAAAAUCUACGGAGAUGGGCCUGAAUUAUCUAUCUAUCUAUCUAUCUAUCUAUCUAUCUAUCUAUCUAUCUAUCUAUCUAUCUAUCCCAGUCUCUUAAUAUUAUCACUCCGUUUCUAUCUAUCUAUCUAUCUAUCUAUCUAUCUAUCUAUCUAUCUAUCUAUCUAUCUAUCUAUCUAUCCCAGUCUCUUAAUAUUGAUCACUCCGAUUCUAUCUAUCUAUCUAUCUAUCCCAUCUAUCUAUCUAUCUAUUAGUUCUAAAGAUCUCUUAAAUUAUCAAUCCGUUUCUAUCUAUCUAUCUAUCUAUCUAUCUAUCUAUCUAUCUAUCUAUGCCAAAUCUCUUAAUAUUAUCACUCCGUUUGUAUCUAUCUAUCUAUCUAUCUAUCUAUCUAUCUUUCUAUCUAUCUAUCUAUCUAUCUAUCUAUCUAUCUAUCUAUCUAUCUAUCUAUCUAAGGCAUUCCAGUCCAUAUACGUUAAAGUUUUGCCCAUAUAA